CACACGUAUUCCGAUUAAAAAAAGAGGUUCCCUUUUUAAAUAUCGGGAAGUGUUUUUUUUUUCAAAAUGGCGGACGAAGAAUUUGAUGUUGCCACAUUUAGAAGAUCGAUGCAGCACUUCACAUGGAUUGAUUAUUCAGUUUUCAUACUCAUGCUGACAGUUUGUGGAGGUAUAGGAGUAUAUUUUGGGUUUGUGAAGAAGCAAAAAUCAACACAAGACUAUUUACUUGGCGGAAGAAAUAUGAAGUCAGUUCCUGUUUGCUUUUCUUUAGUUGCCAGUUUCAUUUCAGGAAUUUCACUUUUGGGAACCCCUACGGAACUCUACGUGUAUGGGACAGCGUACCUUUUCUUCUUAAUUGGUGCCUUUUUGAUGUCGUUUAUAAUGUUUCACACUUUUCUCCCAGUGCUACACGAGUUGAGGCUUACAUCUGUUUAUGAGUAUCUGGAACUUCGCUUCGAUAAGCGGCUAAGAAUAUUUGGUUCAGUGAUUUUCAGUGUUUACCUGAUGGCUUGGCUUCCUAUAGUAGUUUACGUUCCCGCGUUGGCUUUUAACCAAGUUACUGGUAUAAAUAUCCAUAUUGUUACGCCGAUAGUGUGCUGCGUCUGUAUAUUUUACACCUGCCUGGGAGGUCUAAAAGCCGUAGUAUGGACAGACGUCAUACAAACCAUUGUUAUGGUUCUAGCAAUGAUCCUAGUUAUUAUAAAAGGAACAAUAAAUGUUGGAGGUCUCCAAACUGUGUUAGAACGAAACUGGGAUACUGGUCGAUUGGAAUUUCCUACGCUUUCACCAGACUUGACAGUGAGGCAUACUAUCCUGUCAGUGUCCAUCGGCUCCACCUUCUAUUGGAUUGGGAACAUCGCCGUGAACCAAUCGAUGAUGCAGAGGUUCCUAUCGCUACCAGACUUGAAAAUAUCCAAAAGAGUCGUCUGGGGCUUCCUCGGCGGGAUCAUCUGUAUAAUCUUCGUUUGCGCGUACAGCGGUCUUCUAGCGGUCGCUUGGUACUUCAACUGUGACCCGCUGAACUCUCGCCUGGCUCUGGCCAAAGACCAGCUGUUACCAUUGCUUGUGAUGGACGUCUUCGCGGAAUGGAAGGGAUUGUCGGGACUCUUUGUGGCUGGUGUCUUUAGUGCAGCGUUAAGCUCUUUAUCAACGGGCUUAAACUCCAUGGCGGCAGUUGUAUUAGAAGACUUCUGGAAGCCGUUCUUCAAAAAACUAACUCAUAAACAAACACAAGUGAUGAUAAGGGCGGUAGUCGUCAUACUAGGAGCUGUGUGUGUAGGAUUAGUAUUCGUAGUGGAAAAGCUUGGGUCGGUGUUACAGUUGACAAUGAGUCUGUCGUCAGCGUCCAUGGGACCCCUCACUGGAGUAUUUUUGAUGGGAAUCUUUUUACCCUUCGUUGACUCGACGAGUGCACUGGUUGGUGGAAUAUUAGGUUUAACCUCUUCGUGGUGGCUGGCCACGCAAUCACAAAUCGCCCAGGCAAGCGGAGCGCUCCGCUUCAACGAAAAGCCAAGAUUUACCCAAAACUGUAGUUAUUCGUUUGAUCCCGUAGUGCACAAGGAAGAGACUCUGGAUAUGGAUGUAUUCUAUUUGUAUCGGAUCUCCUACUUGUGGUUCACAGCAUUCGGUUGUGUGAUCACACUGAUCAUCGCUUCUGCUCUCAGCUUGAGGAGUACUUCCUAUGUGCACAGGGACCCUAAGCUUUUUGCGCCAGUUAUUAGGAGUUGGAUAACAAAAAAUCAAAGAGUAAAAGAAAUAAAUCUAGAUAACCAAAGUUAAUUGAUAUCUGGUAUUAGUAUUUAAUUAAUUAUAACACAUAUUAUUGUAUCUGAUAUAGUUUUGUACUAGUUAUAAGUAGGUAUUAUGACCAAUUUUACAACGUCAGUGUACCUACCAUGAGUUUACGUUAGGUGUGCUCGCUAGCGACUACGUAAAAAAAUUACAUUUAAAUGUAUGACAUAUUGUG
Messenger RNA from Ostrinia furnacalis (Asian corn borer), 1966 nucleotides. Its product is annotated as sodium-coupled monocarboxylate transporter 1. Lineage: Eukaryota; Metazoa; Arthropoda; Insecta; Lepidoptera; Crambidae. Gene Ontology annotation, biological process: transmembrane transport; sodium ion transport. Bases 67 to 1779 code for a protein of 570 amino acids. The transcript is spliced from 13 exons. Gene Ontology annotation, molecular function: symporter activity. Gene Ontology annotation, cellular component: membrane. The record is from RefSeq and is a predicted model, not a curated record.